Molecule: messenger RNA, 1924 nt
Organism: Thermothielavioides terrestris NRRL 8126
Lineage: Eukaryota; Fungi; Ascomycota; Sordariomycetes; Sordariales; Chaetomiaceae
Exons: 2
Coding region: 239-1900 (553 amino acids)
Cellular component (GO): mitochondrion
Molecular function (GO): FAD binding; catalytic activity
Source: RefSeq, a predicted model, not a curated record
UGCUGGUUCACGGUUCACAUCAGCAACACCACCAGCUCCUUCCCAUUGCAUUGGAGAGGUAUACGGAUUUUAUGUCUCAGUUUCAGGCAGUUACGCUGGCUUCGUUGUGCGAGUUAUUGACUCUUUUUCAGCGCUCUUGAAUUCGAAUCACUUCAUUUGCUGUGGUUUUGAAUCUCAAUUGGUUUUUGUUUAACUCACAUUCUCUCUUUCUUCUUUUCUUCUGCACCGGCCACCACCAAUGGCUGCACGUCAGCAGCUCACCCCGGUCCUAAGGAGGUUGCAAUUGCCAAGGGCAGCGGCAAACAUCAACAGGACCAGGCAGGCGGCAUUGCAGCAGUCGCUCUCUCGGCCGGUGCGGUGCCUCAGCAGCUCCCGCCCUCGGUGCUUCCACCAGACCACGGCAGUGGCCGCCACGGCCAAGCACACCAGCGAGACCUACCCGGACAUCCAGCGGGACGCCAGGUUCGCACAGCUCACGCCGGAACAUGUCGCCUACUUCCGCGGCCUCCUCGGCAGCGAGUCGGCCGUGAUCGACGGCGCGACGAGCAGUGACGCCGCCGACGACAUCGAGCCCUUCAACAGCGACUGGAUGCGCAAGUACCGCGGCCACUGCAGGCUGGUGCUCAAGCCCAGCUCGACCGACGAGGUCAGCCAGAUCCUGCGGUACUGCAACGACAACAUGCUGGCCGUCGUCCCGCAGGGCGGCAACACGGGCCUGGUCGGCGGCUCCGUGCCGGUGUUUGACGAGAUCGUCGUCAACAUGAGCCGCAUGAACCGGAUCCUCGAGUUCGACGAGGUCAGCGGCGCCCUGGUGGCCGAGGCCGGGUGCAUCCUCGAGGUGGCCGACCAGUUCCUGGCGAGCAAGGGCUACAUCUUCCCGCUGGACCUCGGCGCGAAGGGCUCGUGCCAUAUCGGCGGGAACGUCUCGACCAACGCCGGCGGUCUGCGCCUGCUGCGGUACGGAAGCCUGCACGGCACGGUGCUCGGGCUAGAAGCCGUGCUGGCGGACGGCACCGUCGUCGAUGACCUCUGCAAGCUGCGCAAGAACAACACGGGCUACGACCUGAAGCAGCUGUUCAUCGGCGCCGAGGGCACCAUCGGCAUCGUCACCAAGGUGUCGAUCCAGUGCCCGCAGCGCUCUGCGGCGCAGAACGUCGCUUUCUUUGGCCUGGAGUCGUUCGACAAGGUGCAGCAGGCCUUCCGGGAGGCGAAGAGCCAGCUGUCCGAGAUCCUGUCUGCGUUUGAGCUCAUGGACGAGGGCAGCCAGGCGCUGGUCCGGCAGGUCACCAACAACAAGAGGCCGCUGGAGAGCCAGUAUCCGUUCUACUGCCUCAUCGAGACGAGCGGCUCCAACGCGGACCACGACAGCGAGAAGCUGGCCGCCUUCCUCGAGGACGUGAUGGAGAAGGGCAUCGUCGCCGACGGCACGCUCGCGCAGGACGAGACGCAGAUCAAGUCGCUGUGGGCCUGGCGCGAGGGCAUCACCGAAGCGCUGAGCCACCUCGGCGGCACGUACAAGUACGACGUCUCGAUCCCCGUCAAGGACCUGUACCAGCUGGUCGAGGACACGCGGGCCCGCGUAGACGAGGCCGGCUUGCUGGGGGAUUCCGACGAGUUCCCCGUUCGUGCCGUGGUUGGGUACGGCCACAUGGGGGACGCAAACCUGCACCUCAACGUCUCGACGCGGCGGAUGGAUCCGCGGGUCGAGAAGGUGCUGGAGCCGUUCGUCUACGAGUGGAUCGCCGAGCGGCAGGGCAGCAUCAGCGCGGAGCACGGUCUCGGGCUGAUGAAGAAGAAGUUUAUUGGAUACAGCCGCAACCCGACCAUGGUCGGGCUGAUGAAGAACAUCAAGAACACGUUUGAUCCGAAAGGGAUCCUCAACCCAUACAAGUAUCUCUGAAGUUGUUUGCGCUAUUCUUCGGCA